AUGUCUGGAGAAAAUUUCAAGAUCAAGAGUGGGCUCGCCCAAAUGCUGAAGGGUGGUGUCAUCAUGGAUGUCGUUACGCCAGAACAGGCUAAAAUAGCCGAAAAGGCAGGUGCAUGUGCGGUAAUGGCUUUGGAGUGCAUUCCAGCAGAUAUGCGCAAGUCAGGGAAGGUUUGCCGUAUGUCCGACCCUAAAAUGAUUAAAGACAUCAUGAAUGCCGUGUCCAUUCCCGUCAUGGCAAAAGUAAGAAUCGGUCAUUUUGUGGAAGCUCAAAUUAUUGAAGCUUUAGAAGUCGACUAUAUUGACGAAAGUGAAGUCUUAACUCCUGCUGAUUGGACUCAUCACAUUGAAAAGAGCAAAUUCAAAGUUCCAUUUGUAUGUGGUGCAAAGGACUUGGGUGAAGCUUUGAGAAGAAUUAAUGAAGGUGCUGCUAUGAUUCGUACCAAGGGUGAAGCCGGGACUGGUGAUGUCUCUGAAGCGGUCAAGCAUAUUACCAGGAUCACAGAACAGAUAAAAACUUAUCAACAGCUGAAAGGUGAAGACGAAAUUGCAAAGGCUGCUGAGGAAAUGAGGGUGCCAGUUUCCUUGUUGAAAGAUGUUUUAGAAAGAGGUAAAUUGCCGGUGGUGAAUUUCGCAGCUGGCGGUGUAGCUACUCCGGCAGAUGCUGCACUUUUGAUGCAGUUAGGCUGUGACGGUGUAUUUGUCGGUUCAGGAAUCUUCAAAUCAUCUAACCCUGCAAAGUUGGCCACUGCCGUGGUUGAAGCUACCACCCAUUUCGAUAAUCCCGCCAAAUUACUGGAAGUGUCCAGUGACUUAGGAGAGUUGAUGGGCGGUGUAUCUAUCGAAUCCAUUAAUCAUGAUUCGAAGGGUGUGAGGCUUUCCGAAGUUGGUUGGUAA
Messenger RNA from Saccharomyces eubayanus, 894 nucleotides. RefSeq names its product pyridoxine biosynthesis protein SNZ1 (gene SNZ1). Gene Ontology annotation, molecular function: amine-lyase activity. The coding region runs from base 1 to 894 and encodes 297 amino acids. The transcript has a single exon. The record is from RefSeq and is a predicted model, not a curated record. Gene Ontology annotation, biological process: amino acid metabolic process; pyridoxine biosynthetic process; pyridoxal 5'-phosphate biosynthetic process. NCBI's taxonomy places the organism in Eukaryota, Fungi, Ascomycota, Saccharomycetes, Saccharomycetales, Saccharomycetaceae.